This is a messenger RNA of Trichomonas vaginalis G3, 966 nucleotides long. RefSeq names its product protein serine/threonine kinase protein. The record is from RefSeq and is a predicted model, not a curated record. Gene Ontology annotation, molecular function: ATP binding; protein kinase activity. The transcript has a single exon. Bases 1 to 966 code for a protein of 321 amino acids. NCBI's taxonomy places the organism in Eukaryota, Parabasalia, Trichomonadida, Trichomonadidae. Gene Ontology annotation, biological process: protein phosphorylation.
AUGCUUUUGGACGAGAGAGACUGGUUCGAAAAGGAAGGUAUCGAAUACAUUUCAACAAUAGCAGAAGGUGCCUAUGGCAAGAUCUUUCUCGUCUAUUCCAAAAAGCUUCAAGCAAACUUUGCUCUCAAGAAAAUCCCAGAAAAAGAUUUUAGCGAGAGCGAAGUUGAAUUAAUGAAGGAAUUAUCACAUCCAAAUGUUAUAAAGAUGAUUCAAAUAUACCGCUUUAGUAGCUAUGUUUACUUACUCAUGGAAUAUUGUCCUUUUGAUCUCCAUAAAUUCUUAGAAAAGCACGAACAAGUGAAUCCAGAUCAGCUUAAUAGACUAUGUCAUGAUAUUCUAAUUUCUAUUAAGGCCCUUCAUGAUCAAAAUAUUGCUCAUUCAGACAUCAAGCCAUCAAAUUUCCUGUUAGAUAAGAGUGGUCAUGUUAAAGUUUGUGAUUUUGGAUUCUCAUCUAAAUAUGACGUUAAUUCUGAAUCGCAAACACAUCACGGUACAUUAUUUUUCAUGGCCCCCGAAAUAUUCAAAAAACAGAAAUAUAACCCACUCAAAGCCGAUAUUUGGGCUAUAGGUGUGACAUUUUAUUAUAUGGCAACUCAUUCUUUUCCAUUCUUCUCAACAAAUAUUUUACAGUUCAUCAAAAUUGUCAACAAUGGUUUAUAUCCACAGUACAAGAUCCCCAAUAUAGCCCUCCAAAUGGUCAUAUCUAGGUGCUUGGAAAUAAAUCCUGACAACAGACCCACAAUUGAUGAACUUCUCAGAAUGCCAUAUUUUGAAAUUUACAGAUCUCAAAGAUCGUUCAAGUCUGAAUUGCUUCAGAAUACUCAGUCCCAAAAUGCUAUCAUUGUUAAACCAGUUUUAACAAGAUAUCAUCAGAUCGGAUCAGAGCAUGUAUCUGUUGUUACAUAUCAAAAGAAGAGGAGUGUAUCCAACGCUUUUGAUGUUAAGAAGAUGAUUAGUGGAAAAUAA